CUCCCCAUUGUCGGCGCCUGCGGCGAUGGCGAAGAAUUCUCGCAAGGUACUGCAUGUGCAGCACCCGAUGCAGCAGCUGCAUGCCGAUGCUUUUCCGGAGCAUACGCAGUAACAAUACCUAGGUAUAUCUAGGAAGAGUGGUAUGGGCUCGCCCGCUUGGCCGUCUAUCCACUCAUCUCGUCCAUGAUUCUUGGCCAUCGGAACUGCUUCGGAAUCUCACAGUCUUUUUGAGCUCAAAAUUAGAACAAGUACGAUGCGCAUCCUCAUUACGGGCGCGGCUGGCUUCAUCGGCCAGCUUGUCGCAAAGAAGCUCCUCAACGAUGAACACAACUCGCACUCACUCAUCCUUACCGACAUCAUCGAGCCUCCUAUUCCUUCCGAAUCGAGAUGUGCGGGCCGAGCGAAAGCCAUCAAGGCUGAUUUAUGCACACAGUCGAGCCUCGUCGUCACCCAGGACAUCGAGGCCGUCUACGUCUUCCACGGCAUCAUGUCCUCAGGCGCUGAGGCGGACUUUGAGCUCGGAAUGAAAGCGAACUUCGAUGCUACGCGCGCGCUUCUCGAAACUAUUAGGAAGACGUGCCCCGGCGCAAGAGUAAUUUACGCCUCUAGUCAAGCGGUCUACAACAAUUCCGUCACAAUGCCCGUCACAGAAGCCCAGAUGCCCACGCCGGAGACGAGCUAUGGUGCCGAGAAGAUGAUGUGCGAGUACCUCGUCGCGGAGUACACCCGCCGAGGUUUCAUCGAUGGGAUAUCGCUCCGAUUUCCCACUGUCUCUGUCAGACCUGGCAAGCCCACAGCAGCGGCGAGCUCGUUUCUCAGUGGCAUGAUUCGAGAGCCCAUGAAUGGGGCGAAAUGCGUCAUUCCGAUCGCAGAUAGGCAGUGGAGACACUGGCUUUGCUCGCCACGAGUCCUGGUCCGAAAUCUGGUCUAUUGUGCCAUCGAGCUCGAUCUUAACAGACUAGCCAAAUUCGACCGGAGUCUGAAUGUCCCUGGCAUCGGUGUAUCGAUACAAGACAUGAUGGACUCGCUGGCUAGAGUCGGCGGGAAGGACAAGCUUGACUUGCUUGAGCAGAAGGAAGAGCCCACACUGAAGAAGAUUUUAUAUUCAUGGCCCGCGGAUUUCGAUAACACAAAGGCGUUGGAGCUUGGAUUCCAGAGGGAUACGGGGUUUGAUGAGAUCGUGAGGGAUUAUAAGGAAGGUCUGGCGCCGAAGGUGAACGGGCAUGUGAAUGGAGAAAGUGUGAUCGGAAUUUCCGACGAGAAGGCUCUCCCGCUGAAGGUAAAUGCGAUACAGGUCGAAGCCGCAGUGUGAAGUGGUAG
Trematosphaeria pertusa is the source of this 1320-nucleotide messenger RNA. Its product is annotated as nucleoside-diphosphate-sugar epimerase. The transcript has a single exon. Lineage: Eukaryota; Fungi; Ascomycota; Dothideomycetes; Pleosporales; Trematosphaeriaceae. The record is from RefSeq and is a predicted model, not a curated record. The coding region runs from base 254 to 1312 and encodes 352 amino acids.